Molecule: messenger RNA, 2790 nt
Organism: Oncorhynchus gorbuscha (pink salmon)
Lineage: Eukaryota; Metazoa; Chordata; Actinopteri; Salmoniformes; Salmonidae
Product: protein GPR108-like
Exons: 18
Coding region: 188-1894 (568 amino acids)
Biological process (GO): transport
Cellular component (GO): membrane; Golgi apparatus
Source: RefSeq, a predicted model, not a curated record
AGAGUGGGCACCGGUUACUCUGGUGACGUGUAGGUAGCGAUGAUACCAGGAAGUGUGAACUAGGGAAGCAAAAUAGUUUGGGUAAAUUGAAUAUUUUCACUCGUUAUCAAGGAAUAUAAUUGAUUCUGUAGUGAAUAGGUGUAUACUCUAGUCGUGGAACAUAUUACCAGCCGUCUAGUGAGCUACCAUGGGACGACAUGGGGGCGUUGGUUUAGCGGUUUUCGUACUCGUGCUGGUCUUUUGCGAAGCAAGAAGACACAAACUCGCCCUAAAGAAUGACUCUAGGUUUGUGGUUCAUCUCAACACCUUUGGUUUCUUUGCCAACGGAACCCUGGACGUCAAGGUUCUCUCCCUGAGACUGCCCGAGGACAACAGCAAGCACCCUGUGGGAUUCAGUCUCUCCAAGUCUCGUGUUAAUGGAGUGCUGUCCUACACAGCGGAGGAGACGCAGGUGUGUCCGCUCAGCAAACACACCGGUGUUGAGCCCUUCUUCCUCUUUCUCAUUGACACCAACAACCUCAGAGUCAAUGUGAGGUCUUAUGGAGACCAGGACAGCGUCUUGACCCAGCUGAAGACAGACAAGACACUCACUGAAGACUCAGGUCAGCGGUAUUUACCUCCCUUCAAUACAACGCAGUGGCGAGGAAAAGAAAAAGAUGCAGUGCUGAAAGAGGAGGGGACGAAGGAGGAAAAGAAGAAAGAUGCAGUGCUGAAAGAGGAGGGGACGAAGGAGGAAAAGAAGAAAGAUGCAGUGCUGAAAGAGGAGGGGACGAAGGAGGAAAAGAAGCCAGAACCCAAGGAGGAAAAAAUGGGGCGGAUCAACGGUCUGAUUCUGGAUGUGCAGAAAAUCAAUGGCUCCUACAGCUUCAGCUUCCACAUGGUGAUUGGCCAGUUUGAUGAGGGCCUGUACAACCUCGACUUCCACUACUGCGAGAACAUUCUGCCAGGCAACAACCGCCCCUACACUCUCAACGUGGAGGUGACGGAGAAGAACCCAGGAGGUUACCUGUCAGCAGCAGAGAUCCCUCUUCCUCGUCUCUACAUCUUCAUGGCUGGAGUUUUCUUCAUUAUAGCCAUGGUCUGGGUUUACACACUGCUGAAGCACAGGUACAGUGUGUUUAAGAUCCACUGGCUGAUGGCAGCUCUGGCCUUCACCAAGUCCAUCUCCCUGGUUUUCCACAGCAUCAACUACCACUUCAUCAACACGGAGGGACACCCCAUAGAAGGAUGGGCCGUCAUGUACUACAUCACCCACCUGUUGAAGGGGGCUCUGCUGUUCAUCACUCUGGCGUUGAUUGGUACUGGCUGGGCCUUCGUUAAAUACAUCCUGUCAGACAAGGAGAAGAAGAUCUUCAUGAUCGUCAUCCCUCUACAGGUUCUGGCCAACGUAGCCUACAUCAUAAUAGAGUCUACAGAGGAGGGCUCUAGUGAGUACGCCCUGUGGAAGGAGGUUCUGUUCCUGGUUGACCUCAUCUGCUGUGGAGCUAUCCUCUUCCCUGUUAUAUGGUCUAUUCGUCACCUACAAGAGGCUUCCAGCACUGAUGGGAAAGCUGCCAUGAACCUGGAGAAACUCAAACUAUUCAGACAUUACUACGUCAUGAUAGUGUGUUAUAUCUACUUCACGAGGAUCAUCGCCAUCCUGCUGAAGGUGACGGUGCCUUUCCAGUGGCAGUGGUGUUACGAGUUCCUAGUGGAGGUGUCGACUCUGAUCUUCUUUGUGUUGACGGGGUAUAAGUUCCGCCCGGCUUCCAACAACCCCUACCUCCAGCUGCCCCUGGAUGAGGAGGACGUGGAGAUGGACGAAGUGGUGACGGAGUCAGGUAUGUUGGAGGGCAUCUCUAAAGUCAAGAAGACAUCUAAUGGUCGCGAGCGCCAGAAAGAGUCUACCUUGUGAGAGUGUUUGUGAAGAGGGGGGGGGGGGAUGUUCUAAACGCCCAAAACCCUCAGCGUUGGAGAGAAACGAGGACUGAAAUGGACUAAGGCACACCCUUUACCCCUUUCCUAAAACACUCCCCCUCGAUCUGAAACUGGGUGGCUGUUACUAAAGCAACCACCGCCUCGCUAUGCAACAAGACGAACGAUGACAGACUUUAGUUGUUGUUGGACCUUCUCUCUCUCGUUUAUCUGGAGACUUUCUGGAGGCUCUGCACCCCUGCCUGGUGUCAUAAUGGUUCAUUCCAGGGAGAGAAGUCUUCCACCCCCCCCAUGUCGAUGGACGAAUAGAACGGUCUGGUCUGGGGUAGAAUGGACCUCUAAUGACCCCUCUCUCUCUCACUCCCUUUCCCUCUCUCUCCUUUUCUUCUCUCUGGAGAACGGAGGAAGCGACACUCCAAAGAAGAUCGUUUUCCAGAUGUGUGAUCGGUAUAUUUUAUAUCCAGAGUAUCCUGUUCUGUUUUAAUGUGUCCCAACUGGGUGUGGUUUGGAACCCUGUUCCUGGUGUAGUGCUCUACACUACACAGGGUGUGGUUUGGAACCCUGUUCCUGGUGUAGUGCUCUACACUACACAGCCUCUGUUUAUUUAAGUGGUACUCCUGUUCUGUUGGACAACUUAGGCUGUAUUUUGAUGUGUGUUUUGGCUUUGUGUGUCUCUUCCAUUGGGAGGUGCAGUUUGAGCCGUCUGCCUGUCCAACAGGGGUUAUCCAACCUUCCUCUGUAAAAGCUGGUAUGGGUGCAGGCUUUAGCUCCCGCCCUGCAGUAAAACCUGUAUUCAACUAAUAAUUUUUUUAACGUUGAUUUAAUUAUAGUUAAGUCAAAUUCUAGUUAUCAAUAAAGAACAGCUGAUUCAACUGA